AUGGACUUCGCAGCUCAGAAAAUGGAUUUGAAGAUUUUGUCGAAAGCUGAAAUCGUUGGCGUUAUAACCCCAAAUGAAAGGGCAAGGCGUCAUGCUCUAAUGGAGGAGAACAAGCAUAGCUUAAGCGUUCUUAAAAGACCAAAAAUUGACCGGUCAAUGACCAAAGCUGAAAUUAGUGAUGCUGAACAAGAAGCCUACUUGUCCUGGCGCCGAAACCUCGCAAGAUUAGAACAACUGGACGGCAUUGUUAUUACACCAUAUGAACGUAACCUCGAAUUUUGGCGCCAGCUCUGGCAAGUCAUCGAGCGGAGUGAUGUCCUUAUUCAAGUUAUAGAUGCGCGACAACCACUGCUGUUCUUUUCCACUUGUCUUAAUGAUUACAUAAAGGAGGUCGACAGUCGCAAGACAACUCUCGUUCUCAUUAACAAAUCUGAUCUCCUGUCGCAUGAACAACGACGUCUCUGGGCCUCGUAUUUCAAUUCUAUUGGAACUCGCGUUCUAUUUUUCUCUGCUCUAAAUGCGCAACAGCAACAGGCUUCCGGCGCUCUUGUGGAGGAGCAACAUUUACCCCAGGUACCUGAAAAGGAUGAAGACGAAGUGAAAGAAAAAUGUGAGGCUCUGACUCUUGCUGAAAUGUGCGAAGAUUUCGACGACGUCUCAGCAUCAGAUCAUUCGACGCUGUGUGAUGAUUCUGUGGAUGAGGACGCAGAAGAAGCCAGUACAGAUGAAAAAUGGUCCUCUUGUGUCGCAGAUCAGGUUGCAAGUUCGACAUCUAAUUCUUGCAAAAUACUGUCAGUAGAUGAGCUGGUGGCGGAAUUGGCUAAUUCGGGAACAAGGCGUGAGGGCUGCCGUUACUUGACAGUCGGAUUUCUUGGCUAUCCCAACGUGGGCAAAUCGAGUACCCUCAACGCUCUCUGUGGCGCCAAGAAGACCUCCGUUUCAGCAACGCCAGGCAAAACGAAGCACUUUCAGACAUUGUUUCUGAGACCGGAUCUGCAGCUGUGCGACUGCCCAGGCAUGGUGAUGCCCUCGUUUGCAUACACCCAGGAGGAUCUCGUUGUUGCUGGCAUCCUACCAGUCGACAAAAUGCACGACUGCAUAUCGCCUAUUCGCGUUAUUUGUGAGCAAAUCCCGCGAGAGGUCUUCUCCGCUCUCUACGGUAUCACAAUUCGUCCGCCCAGGGAGCACGAAGAUCCUAAUCGACCCCCGACUCCCCACGAGUUGCUUGCUGCCUAUGCGUGUAUGCGGGGUUUCAUGGCUGCAAAAGGCAACCCUCAUUAUGACCGGGCCGCUCGUAUUAUACUCAAAGACUAUAUCAAGGGACGCCUGCGAUACUGCCACCCUCCCCCGGGUGUCUCCGCCUCCGACUUCCAGGCCUUGGGUGUCGCCGAACAAGGGGACGCCGAAGUGGACCCCCUCUCCGCCUACGUCGCUCCCACCGAGUUGCACAAAUUGCGGCAGCAACGAAAACGACAAAAUCCAGCUUCCGGCGUCGAUUCCAACAAGACUAGCGAAAAACCGUUCAAGGACAGCGAUAUCCUGACCGACUUUGACCGGAUCGCUUUGUCUUCCACGCAGCAAAAACGUUCUGGAGCGCAUCCCCUGGUCCGCUCCAACAAGAAACUUCUUGCUGUGGUUCGUGAUGGGGACGAGUUUGACGAUGGGGCUUCCCAGUUCUCCACGUCCUCUUGGUCCACUGUUGCCUCAACCAUGAGUGUUGGUGGUGCCAGUCUCCUCUCGGGAGUUUCCUACACAACCAACGGAAGCGCCAUGACGAGUGACCUAAAGAAGCCCUGGCGUCAGCUCUCGGCUAUCAAAAAGGCCAACAGGGAAGCAGGAGCGAAGCGCAAGAAGGAAAAGUUACGACGAGUCUAUGCAGAUCUUGACCGCCACGAAGUAGAAUGA
Mesocestoides corti is the source of this 1905-nucleotide messenger RNA. The record is from the annotation of a GenBank genome assembly. NCBI's taxonomy places the organism in Eukaryota, Metazoa, Platyhelminthes, Cestoda, Cyclophyllidea, Mesocestoididae.